This is a messenger RNA of Cebus imitator (Panamanian white-faced capuchin), 2934 nucleotides long. It is a transcript of the gene FGF5, whose product is annotated as fibroblast growth factor 5. NCBI's taxonomy places the organism in Eukaryota, Metazoa, Chordata, Mammalia, Primates, Cebidae. The transcript is spliced from 3 exons. Gene Ontology annotation, cellular component: cytoplasm. The record is from RefSeq and is a predicted model, not a curated record. Gene Ontology annotation, biological process: positive regulation of gene expression; animal organ morphogenesis; fibroblast growth factor receptor signaling pathway. The coding region runs from base 310 to 1116 and encodes 268 amino acids. Gene Ontology annotation, molecular function: growth factor activity; fibroblast growth factor receptor binding.
UCACACCCCCCGCCCCCGGGACCGCGAGGCUCCCUCCCCGCACCGGCCGGUGAGUACACAAAGCCGCGGGUGAGGGGAAGCUUCGCAGGCGUGCACGGAGCAGUGAGAUCACUGGCGUUAUAAAUAUCCCUGUGCCAGCGCGGAGAUCCGCUCGGGGGCCUCUCUCUCCCCCUCUCCCCUUCUCAUCCCCGAGGCUAUGUCCACCCGGUGCGGCGAGGCGGGCAGCGCCAGAGGCACGCAGCCGCACAGGGGCUACAGAGCCCAGAAUCAGCCCUGCAAGAUGCACUUAGGACCCCCGCGGCUGGAAGAAUGAGCUUGUCCUCCCUUCUCCUCCUCUUCUUCAGCCACCUGAUCCUCAGCGCCUGGGCUCAAGGGGAGAAGCGCCUUGCCCCCAAAGGGCAAUCCGGACCCGCUGCCAAUGAUAGGAACCCUAGAGGCUCCAGCAGCAGACAGAGCGGCAGUAGCGCUAUGUCUUCCUCUUCUGCCUCCUCCUCCCCCGCAGCUUCUCUGGGCAGCCAAGGAAGUGGCUUGGAGCAGAGCAGUUUCCAGUGGAGCCCCUCGGGGCGCCGGACCGGCAGCCUCUACUGCAGAGUGGGCAUCGGUUUCCAUCUGCAGAUCUACCCGGAUGGCAAAGUCAAUGGCUCCCACGAAGCCAAUAUGUUAAGUAUUUUGGAAAUAUUUGCUGUGUCUCAGGGGAUUGUAGGAAUACGAGGAGUUUUCAGCAACAAAUUUUUAGCGAUGUCAAAAAAAGGAAAACUCCAUGCAAGUGCCAAGUUCACAGAUGACUGCAAGUUCAGGGAGCGUUUUCAAGAAAACAGCUAUAAUACUUACGCCUCAGCAAUACACAGAACUGAAAAAACAGGGCGGGAGUGGUACGUAGCCCUGAAUAAAAGAGGAAAAGCCAAACGAGGGUGCAGCCCCCGGGUGAAACCCCAGCACAUCUCUACCCAUUUUCUGCCAAGAUUCAAGCAUUCCGAGCAGCCAGAACUCUCUUUCACGGUGACUGUUCCUGAAAAAAAAAAGCCACCUAGCCCUAUCAAGCCAAAGGUUCCCCUUUCGGCACCUCGGAAAACUCCCAACACAGUGAAAUACAGACUCAAGUUUCGCUUUGGAUAAUAUUCCUCUUGGCCUUGUGAGAAAUCAUUCUUUCCCCUCAAGAGUUUCUAUAGGUGUCUUCAGAGUUCUGAAGAAACAUUUCUGGACACAGCUUCGACUAUACUUACACUGUGUUGAAGUCACAUCAUUUGUUUCAGUGUGAUGGAAACAAAAUGUAUUUUGAUAGGAAGAAAACUGGAAUUCUUUUUCUAAUACAGGGAGCACAUUGCUUCAGUUCAGCAAGACAUAAAGCCUUUUGCUUUAUGCUUAAGGGAUAUUUAGAACUUUGUAUUUUUGGAAAGUUAAAUAACAUGGGCUAUGUAUUUUUCUGACUUUUACAGAUCAACCUGAAAGAACAUACAUGAAACAUUUUUUAUUUUUGGUUUCCAAAGAAUAUUUUGAUGCAGAUAAAAUAUUUUGUUAACUUUUGUUUUUUGUUUUGUUUUCUUAAAAGUACCUCUGCAUUGAGCGUUAUUUUCUUACUUUUAUUAUUUUAAUUAAUAUGACAUAAGCAAUCAUUUUAUGCUGUUUAUGAAUUACAAAUGUGUUUAUAGCUAAUUUGUAAUGUGGAACUCUUACAUUUUUCCUAUUCACUGCACUUUUUUACUUUUUUUUUCUAGCCAUACCUCAGAUAAUAUAUUUACUUUUACAUUUUAAUAUGUUUAAAUUCUUUUUUCAUGGCACCAAAGGCUCAGCUUGGAUUUGUGUGUAUGUGUAUGUAAAUUCAUGACAUUGUGUGGAAUCCUACACCUUUGGUGGCUGGAAUAUGAUGGGUUAGAAGCAAGGAUAAAAUAUAAGGACACUUUGAUGGAAUUAAAUUUGGGAGGUAAGGAAAAGGAUUUAGAGGUAAAAGUACAUUAAGUUUGCAACAUUUAUUGAGAUCCAAGUCUGUCUUGCCUUCAUUUCCCUUUUUAUAUACCCCUUGCCCUCAUUCUUGAACAGCUGGAGGAAUAAAUUUUAUUCUGUCCGUCAAGUCUACACUAUGAAAUUGGAGUGCUUAAAAAUACUUCUAUGACUCUGUUAUCCCACUGUAUAGAUCCACAGGGAGCAAACACUUAGAGAGAAAUGACAGAGAACUGAAGGAGAUGAAUGGUUUAACAGUUAUCCAUGCCAAGUCCCAUUGUCAGGCAUAUUCUUAUUAUUCAGUCAAACACUCUUUGAGCUUGCCUUCCUGAAGAUAGCCAUUCCAGUGAAUAGAUGUGCCCUUUUAUAAGGAAACUUCUGAUGUUUAUUUUAAAAACUGGCCUUUUGAUUGAGGUAACUAAUUUGGGAAUUCAAUGUGUUGAAAAUGGAAUUUAAUUUCAAUGUAAAUACUGACUGCUGGACAUAUAAAUUACAGAAAAUUUAACUUUAGAAAAUUUAUAAAAUUUAUUCUCAGGUAAUCAUUUUAAUAAAGUUCUGCAAAAUGCAAAUGUUUAUCUUACAUUCAGAAAUGUAGCAAAAAAAGAAAACCAUAUAGCUAAUGGGUAAAUGUAUGGCUUUCAUAGUAAGAACGAAAGAGUUCAUAGAAAUUUCAUGGUUUGCAUUUAAACAUGUUUAAAGUAUACUUACAAACUGUUUUUUUCUUAAAGCAAACUACGGUUUAUUUCAGUGCACAAACACAAAGUGGAAACAUCAAAAUUGAACUAGCUACCAUAUAAGCAGAUUGCUUUAAUUUGAUGGAAAAACAGUGCAUAUAUAUAUAUAUAAUAAUAAAUUUAAAAAACUCAUCCAUCAACUAAAACACAUGUAUACAUUAGUAUAGUGUUUUGUUAUAAAGCCAAAGAAUGUUAUAAACAUUCUUUGCACUUAAUGUAUGAUUUUUAAAUGGAAUAAAGUUAAAUGCUACAAAAAAUUGAA